Messenger RNA from Panicum hallii, 927 nucleotides. RefSeq lists its product as uncharacterized. The transcript has a single exon. NCBI's taxonomy places the organism in Eukaryota, Viridiplantae, Streptophyta, Magnoliopsida, Poales, Poaceae. The record is from RefSeq and is a predicted model, not a curated record. Bases 18 to 596 code for a protein of 192 amino acids.
GACGACUUUAAAAGGUGAUGCGAGCCAAACUAGCGACAGGUUCAGGCAAGAUGAAGUGGAUGCUGCAGAGAAGACAAGCGCCUGUAACUGCAGUGCACAUCGGAAUCACGAGCCAGAAGCAAUACCAUGGACGCGAGGCCGGCCACGAGCUCCCGGUUUGGCGGAACCAAUGGUCCGCCGCCCACCUGUUUCCCGAGGUGCUCGCGAAACCAUUGGCCGCUGACGAGGUGGCACCGACGCACACCACGUCAACACAUGUGUGUAUAUAUAUAGCUCGUUCUGCACAAUCCUCCACGAACACUGACGACGUUCUUGAGGAGUUGUUCAAGUUUAAGCCACACAGCCGCAAAGGCAACGGAGUGGAUUCAGAACGCAGGAGGACGGGGAGGAUGAGGUUUGCGGUGGCGAACAAAGCGUACAUGGCGGUGACGCUGGGCGCCGCCAUCGAGCUCAAGGAGCAGGUGGCCAAGCCGUGCUCGUCCGCGGCGAAGCGCCGCGCCGCGCCGGUGCUCGCGGCGGAGGCCGGAAGGGUCGACGGCGGCGCCGAGGAGUCGCUGAGGAUGGUCAUGUACCUCAGCUGCUGGGGGCCAAGCUAGGCUCCAGCAGCCAUGGAGGAGUGGCUGGUGGUGCCGCAGCUGCAUGUACAUGUUUCGAUCGACAGCUGUACCGUGAGGUUGCUAGCUACCACUUGCUAGUGGCCGGCAGCAUCUGCUUUCGUUCUCGCUGAGCUCCGAAUCCAGGAACCGUCGUGUUCUUGGCUGGAUGCUCGUCCAAGGCUCAAGCUAGCGGAAUCAAAAAAAAAAAAGGCUCAAGCUAGCAAUGUUACAAUCAAGCUGCCAUUGUACGUCCCUCAAAAGAAAAAGCUGCCAUGUACAUUUGUUAAAAGAUGAACUUAUAAAUCUGGAGCAAUCCAAUGUCUUGCCCCCC